AUGGAUAAGAGUUGGAUGCAUAAGUCAAGAUUGUCUAAUGAGUAUGCAGAAGGAGUGGAGACAUUUCUUGAUUUCGCGUUUAAUAAGUCAAGUGAAGACAACAUGAUUGUUUGUCCUUGUGUAAAGUGUGCGAAUGUUCAUUGGCACACACGAGAAGUAGUGGAAGAACAUUUAAUGUGUGAUGGAAUUCUACUGGGUUACACUUGUUGGUUCUUCCAUGGGGAGCGUGCUCCUUCUUCAACAUCUAAUUUGGAUGACAUAAUUACAAUGCCUCCGAGCUCCAGUCAUCCUACUUCAACCUUUCAUAGUAGCCAUGGCGCCAUGGGAGAAUUGUUACGUGAUGCUUUUAACAUCCGUCAUGAUGUUCAUGGGGGCAUUGAACCUAAUAUUGGAGAUGUCAAUGAUGAAGGCCACGACGAGGCAGGCGAGGAAGAACUUCCUACAGAAGCGGCAAAGUUCUACAAGUUACUUGAAGAUAUGAAUGAGAAACUUUAUGAUGGAUCGAAGCAUUCAAGGCUGUAUUUUUGCAUUCGCCUCUUCCACCUAAAAUGCAUAUGUGGGAUGACCGGAAAAGCUCUCGAUUACCUAAUUGAGUUUUUGAAAGAAUUUUUCCCAGCCGCUGCGAUUCCUACAAAUAGUCAUGAAUCUAAGAAGUUUAUCAAAGACUUAGGACUUGGUUAUGAAAAAAUUCAUGCUUGCCCUAAUGAUUGUAUGCUCUAUUGGAGUGAUAAAGAAAAUCAGCAAGCUUGUCUUGUUUGUGGCACUUCUCGUUGGUUGUCCACUGAAUCUAACCAAACUUCCAAUGAUAAUGAUGAAUUGGUCCACAAAAGACCAGCGAAGGUUUUGCGUUAUUUUCCUAUCAUCCCAAGAUUACAGAGAAUAUUCAUGUCGUCAAGGACUUCUGGAGAUAUGACUUGGCAUGUUGAUGGUCGUACAGAAGAUGGGUGUUUGAGGCAUCCUGCUGACGCUGAAGCAUGGAAAAUGUUUGAUACGAGAUAUCCAGACUUUGCUUCUGAUCCUCGAAAUAUUAGGCUCGGACUUUCCUCUGAUGGUUUUAACCCAUUCAAGUUACUGAGUACUUCUUAUAGUACAUGGCCGGUGGUGUUGAUUCCUUACAAUUUGCCACCGUGGAAAGGGAUGAAGCAAUCUUCUUUCAUCUUAUCCAUGAUUAUCCCUAGAGUUAAUGGUCCAGGAAAUGACAUUGACAUCUACUUACAACCUCUAAUCAAGGAGCUGAAGCAAUUAUGGGUUGGUGUUCAGACAUAUGAUGCAUCAAGGAGACAGAAUUUCAAUUUGUGA
Messenger RNA from Dioscorea cayenensis subsp. rotundata (Guinea yam), 1299 nucleotides. RefSeq lists its product as uncharacterized. The record is from RefSeq and is a predicted model, not a curated record. The coding region runs from base 1 to 1299 and encodes 432 amino acids. NCBI's taxonomy places the organism in Eukaryota, Viridiplantae, Streptophyta, Magnoliopsida, Dioscoreales, Dioscoreaceae. The transcript has a single exon.